AGAAUAGAAGUUGCUACAGUGUAACAAGUGAUUUGUGUCUCUUCAUUCUGAGACCGUUUUACAUUCGUCAAAACACGUAGCGCAGAAUAAAAGUUCCAACAUUGUGGCAAGCGGUUUGUUUUGAUACAUUUUACAACGCUUUUACUCCAGUCGAACGCCGUGGCGCAACAUUGUAACAAAGUAGUGGGUCUCGCGACGUUCAUUGGAAUAGAAGGACAGCUCAGCGUGUUUGCGGUAACCAGCCAAACAGUCCCAAGGAGACAAUGUUGGAUGGUGUUUUGUGAGCGUUUAAAGGGAAUGAGAGUGAACGAGGGAAGCACGCUUUGAGCACUGCAGCGUUCGAGUGGCCAGUGCCAUGAAACUGAAUCCACAGCAAGCCCCAUUAUAUGGUGAGUGUCUGUUGACUGUCCAGCUCUGUGAGGAAGAGUGUGUCGAGGAUGAGGAGGAUGUAGAGUUUUACCUGCUAUUCGCCGGCUCCACCCAGAGGCACGUUUCCAGCACUUUGAAAGUCAGCCAUGUCACGCUGCAAGCCGUGUGCCCAGCUCAUGAUCGCAGUGAAACUGUGCGGGUCAUGCUGUGCCAGGCCCGGCCCGGAGGCUCAGUGGAACCUGUGGCUGAGGAAUGCUUCCAGUUCGUGCAGGACCUUGCCCUGGACAUGGCCCAGUUCCUGGUGAAUGCGGCUGGGAAGACCGAGGGAGCGUUACUUCUGGACGAGUGUCAAAUCCCCCUGAAGGAGUGUGAGAGGUUGGAUGAUACUCUGGCUCUUGCUCUUAGACAUCUGCCUCUACCGGCAGGCUGGAGCGUCCUAGGCAUAGACUUGGGCACGGGCACUUGCACAGGCUUGGGAAUUGAACCUGGACCACAAGACACACUUUUGCACUUUGCUGCAAAGCGUGGACUACGCAAGGUAGCACUGUUUCUCCUCCAGCAACCCGGAGGAAAAGAGGCCCUCCAACUUCCCAACAAACAGGGUCGUACACCGGCCAGGGUCGCCCAGAAGAGAGGCCACACGCAGCUCCAGAAACUGCUGACGGAGGUUGACAACCAGCCUGAGUUGGAGACGAAAACGUCCAAGUGGCGUUACCCAGACGGCAGAGUUCUGCGACACCACCCCAAGCUAAACACUUACACCCUGACACUAGAGGAUGUGCCAGGGAGUCCCCCACCUAACCUUCAGUGUGAUGUGGAGGAGCUCCAACGCCUCAUGCAGUCACAUCAGAAGGAAGAUCCUCCGCCACAGCAUAAGCCAGCACUGCUGAUUCUUAACAGAAACUCAAGUGAUAAAACAGAUUGCCUACCGCCCAAUUCUCUGGAGCCUGAGCAUCAGAAACCCAACUCUGAACAAGAAGAAACCUGCGAAUCAAACAGCUCUGCCAUUGAGGAUGGAUUGUGUAUUCGUCAAAACGGCACAGGAGAUCAUGUCCAAUCGCAGGACGGGGAGGUGGAGCUUGACCCGCCGGCUGUAGGGGAUACUGGGAAGGCGUCAGACAAGGCUGACUGUUCGCAGCAGCGGGUAGUAGGCAAUUCUGUGACUUUCAGUGCCCCUUCCUGUGGAAACCAGCGGGAGGAAGCUGAUAUAGAGCUCUGCGUAGUCAGUGCCAAACAGGGGGCUGCACAGCCUGAUAAAGGGAACCAAGAAGAGCAGGAGGCUUGCCAGAGGAGUUUAGAGACUGAAACAGACAAUAACUCUCAAUCUGGAAACCUUGAGUCCCAAGACAUGGGCCACGCACAAUCUCAGGGUCUCCUCCCCAUGGAAACUAGUCAGCCCUCACUAAGAGAGGAGGAGAGCGAGGGGAGUACAGAUCUUAGUUGGCGAGGGGACUUACCAGAGGAAAGGGAAGGGGAGACGAGUAGCAGCCAGGAAAUAGGCUUACACUCUUCAGCACUUUCUUCCCAUGAUCCAGAGGAAAACAGUCAGCACGAUGACAAGACUGAGCCCAAGCUGUCUACGGAAUGCUCGGUGGGAACAGAUGAAGUUAAAUUGACUUUAAUUCAGGUAAAUUCUGAGGUUACCUCAUCCGUACGAAUAGACGAAACUGUUAUUUCUGAUGGUGUUGACAAGCCACAUAGUAGCCUAGAGACAGAGACAGGAAAUCUAAGCAAAGACACCAAAGGCAACACUGAGUCAGUUUCUGGUUUGGUUACGGAUGACGCUAGCAUAAAGCAGAACUCUGGAUGUAGCAUUUCAGAGGGUGAUCCUUUGGAAUCGUUAAGUCUCCUGCCAAACAUGGCACCAGGACCGGUGCAUAAGAUUCGACGAGGGCUCUCGCCUGUUACUGAGACUUCCUCUCAUGAAGGUCCAGCUGUGGAGCCCUUUUCUGAGACUACAGAAAGUUUUCAACAGCCACACCAAGUCACACAAUCUUCAGAAACCACAUUAGAAUGUCAGGAGAUUUUGUUGAAUGACACAGACUGUGACAUCAGCACAAUAACAGGGAAUUCUGUUGGCAUCACUGCGGAGAUUUCGUCUUGCCAGAUUGAUGGGUCUCUACCUGAUGGAAGCAAGGAGGAGGUAGCCCCGAAUGAGAGGAUAAACAACCCUAAGGAGAUCUUUGAAGAGCCGGAAUCAGUUAAGGACAUUGUUGUCUCACAGUUGGAUGACAAAUCAAAAUCUUCUGAUGAAUCUUCUCUGCCUGUUGACUCGGAAACCUAUAUUGUAAGUGAUUUACAACAGGAUGUGUCUACAAUACUGCAUUCUGAACAUUGUGGAGCUGAUAUAAUCGUAGGAACUCCAUUCAAAGAAGAGGCAUCUGAAACGUUUGUUCAGCCAGAUUCUACGUCCAAACUGGUUGAGCAGAUUCCUGAGGAAUAUUCUGGAGAUACCACAAAUGAAAAUCAAAUUUGUGAACCAGGGGAACCAUCGGUUCUAGUGUCCACUUUGCAAGGGGAACCGGGAUUUAAGGAUGUUGAUCCAGAUGAACCUCUACAGGAAAGGGAAAUUGACUCUACUUCACAGGACACAAUCAGCGAGCUCCCUGAUCCGUCGAAAAUCACACACAAUGAUUGUCCUGAAUCCAAAGCACAGUUCCAGCUCCCUGAAUCCUCCAAGGAGAGUGCAAACACACCAUUAGAACCAACUGUUGAAUGUGUGAAUGACCUAGACCGGUCUUGUGCCUCACUCCUAACAGAAAGCCAAGGUGACAGACCUUCUGAGACACCCUUCACUGAUGGAGUAAUUUAA
Molecule: messenger RNA, 3181 nt
Organism: Sinocyclocheilus rhinocerous
Lineage: Eukaryota; Metazoa; Chordata; Actinopteri; Cypriniformes; Cyprinidae
Product: A-kinase anchor protein 13-like
Exons: 7
Coding region: 356-3181 (941 amino acids)
Biological process (GO): positive regulation of canonical NF-kappaB signal transduction; adrenergic receptor signaling pathway; regulation of Rho protein signal transduction
Cellular component (GO): actin cytoskeleton; membrane
Molecular function (GO): MAP kinase scaffold activity
Source: RefSeq, a predicted model, not a curated record